AUGCCAGCAAGCGUCAAGCAUGAAAAGGAAGAAGUGAUCACGACCAGUAGAGACGGUCAAAUCCGGCAAUACGACUCCGAGGAAGUAGAGGAGUCGUUAAGGCUCAUCGAAGACGUGAAGUUUUUCCUGGCAACAGCCCCAGCAAACUGGCAAGAAAAUCAGAUCAUUCGCAGGUAUUACCUGAACAACGACCAAGGUUUUGUCUCGUGCGUUUUUUGGAAUAACCUGUACUACAUUACGGGUACAGACAUCGUCAAGUGCUGUGUGUACCGCAUGCAAAAAUUCGGAAGGGAGGUGCUGGAUCGCAAGAAAUUCGAAGAGGGUAUAUUUUCCGACCUGCGACAUCUCAAAUGUGGCGUUGACGCUACUCUUGAGACUCCCAAAUCCGAGUUUCUGUCUUUCCUGUUCAAGAACAUGUGUCUCAAGACCCAGAAGAAGCAGAAGGUUUUCUUCUGGUUCAGUGUGCCCCACGACAAGCUCUUUGCCGAUGCUUUGGAAAGAGAUAUGAAGAGACAGAGUGCAAACCAAAGCUCUACCACGCGAUCUGUAAGUGAGCCCGCUUUGUCUUUCACCUACGACGAUCGAUUGGGCAUCUCCUUGUAUGAUCAAUUGAUACAGCAUACGCAGCUGCAGCGCACAAAACGCCCAGAUUCAUCUACAGGAGUGGAAUCUACCACUUCCACGCAUUCGACUACCAAUUACAAUCAGGUAGAGACCAAAACCAUCAUAUCUUCAGAAUACAGCCCGACAAAUGUAAAAGAUGAAACCAUUGGCUCCGACAUGACGCUCGCUGCCGACGACAUGACCUCGAAGUACACAUCUCAGGAACUCGUACUGAAUCCGCCACAAGGAUCACCAGAGGAGCUUGAGUUGAACCCAAUUUCGCAGCCUGUUCGUUUUACGAAGGAAAAUGGAGAGGAUGACGAUUUUCCGUUGGACUAUUUUCCUGUCGAAGUUGAAUAUCCGGAUCAACCGCUCAACUCUAAUAUUUACUACGAAAACGAUUUUGACGCCGGUUUCGUUCCGCUGUCUGCUGUCCCGCCUGUCUCUGCCGGAUUUUAUGAAAGCCCGCAUUUUGCAAGUGAAGUACCUUUUGGCCCACCUCAAGUAACAUCAGCUGCUAGACUUGUAUUUCAAGUACCUCCACCACCAGUUUCUGCUACUCGUUCUCAAUUUAUAACCAAUGGCGAGUACUAUAGGUCAUUCGUCAAGGAACAGGAGGACCGGGACAACGAAAAGCUUUCACCUGCGCUGAAUCAGGACAAGGAGGAGCAAGAGAUGGUUGGGUAUCCCCGCGAGUUUGACCGCAGCUCGAAGCAGUAUUCUUCGUAUCAUAAGCCAGCGAUGGAUGCCAGAAACUUCCAUAACGGGUACCACUCGGGUUCAAUUUAUCAAAACAGGUACGGCUAUCCCUCGAUGGAAUUACAACAACCAGGUGUUUUAGAUCCUGUUAUGACCAGAAGCUACGCCAUGGAGGACUAUCUGUCCGACAAUGCAGCACUUUAUGACGCAUAUCCCGGAGGCGCUUAUUGCGCGCCCUCGAGUAAACCUUAUACCCCAGGCUAUCGAUUGACGCCCGUGGCUCCUUCCACCCCUUAUUUGGGAACAGCACAGUUUAGUAAUAAACAAUUACCUGUUGGCCAAGCGAAGAAUCAUCCCAUGAAUCCCUAUUAUCAAUCGUCCCCUGGCUUUCGACGCUGGGGUAAUGUACAUGGGUAUUUGAGAGGCUUUCCUUCUAUCCAAGCCACUUCAGCUCCUCAGGUUCCAUCUCACGCGAUGCAGCAUCCCCAUUCUGCGUCCAAGAUGUACUUCAAUAAACCAAACAUGGUUCACAAAACAUCGUCAAGAACCCCUAAGCAAAGGUCUCGAGCUAAAAAGCUCCCCUCGGUCUCACGCUCUGCAUUGAUGAAGAAUCGCAAUCACAAUAGAAGCGACUCAGGCCAUGACACGACCAACAUGUGCAUGUCACCAUCCGAGCCUAGCUUGAGGUCGCUGGACGAGACUAGCACUAAAGCAGGCUACCCCGCUAACAAUUACAAAAACACUUUUUCCAAGAAAGAUGAGGAUCAAAAGGUUAUUUACAAGUAA
Messenger RNA from Lachancea meyersii CBS 8951, 2088 nucleotides. The record is from the annotation of a GenBank genome assembly. Lineage: Eukaryota; Fungi; Ascomycota; Saccharomycetes; Saccharomycetales; Saccharomycetaceae.